Molecule: messenger RNA, 1825 nt
Organism: Jatropha curcas
Lineage: Eukaryota; Viridiplantae; Streptophyta; Magnoliopsida; Malpighiales; Euphorbiaceae
Product: dihydroorotate dehydrogenase (DUF3598)
Source: RefSeq, a predicted model, not a curated record
UCUCUAGAAUCUGUAUUCUGUUAUCUGAAACCGAAAAUAUUGUCAGUUUUAUUGAACUUUGAAGAAGAAGAAGAAGAUGCAGUCAUGUGGCCCUUGUCUCCACCUCUGCAAGACAUCUUUCACCGCCAGUCAUCAACUCGGAUUUCACCACACCCUCAAAACCACCUCUUCCAUACAAAAUCUUUCACUAGCCUCUAAUUUCCGAAAACUGAACUCUAAAAGACUCACAAUCCAAUGCCAGAGUAAACCCCACAACAGCCGUAGAGAUGGAGUGAAAGUGAAGGGGAACCAGGAAAAUAUCUGGAGUAUUGAUAAUGAUAUGGCCAGAGCAGCUGCGGAGAAAGAAAAGGGGAGAACGAAGCAAAGGAAGAGAAGAGGGAGGAGAGUGGUUAGAGGGAAGCGGAACAAAGGCGGUAGAAUCAUGGUCUCCGGUGCUAUGCUUAUGGAGGUUGAGACUGUCCUUCAAACUCAGGAACCUGUAAUAAGACCAGCAUGGAAUACAUUUGCAAGUAGUGUGAGUGGGAUAUGGAAGGGAGUGGGAGCAGUAUUUUCACCCAUCACAGCCGAAAUGGAACCCAUUGAAGUCGGAAGUAGGAAUGAAAAUUUAUAUGACUGCUAUACUCUUUCUUGCAUUGAGACAGUGCCGUCGCCAUCUAAAGGACAGAGAUCACAAAUUAAAAGGAAGAUCAAUUGGGUGACUUUAAAUCCUUAUGGUGAAGUACAACAUCACGUUGGAGGAGGUGGUAAUGCAUCAUUACCUGCGAACCAAAAUCAUGUUUUGCCUGAUUUUGAAUCUUUUGACGUUGAAAGAAGUGAUUUACUGGAAGAAGAUAUCAUGGGUAAUGAACCAGGUCUUGUUUUCUUUGAGGAUGGAUCAUAUUCUAGGGGUCCAGUUGAUAUUCCAGUUGGUAAUGUUGAUGAAUCCGAAUAUUAUCUGACACCAACAUUUAAAUUUGAGCAAUGUUUGGUCAAAGGUUGUCAUAAAAGACUCCGUAUUGUGCAUACCAUAGAAUUCAGUAAUGGAGGUUCAGACAUACAGAUAAUGAGAGUUGCUGUUUAUGAAGAACAGUGGGUCAGCCCUGCAAAAAGCCGUGUCAAAAGUGAUAUGGAGUUUGAUCUAAAGCCAUUUUCGCAGAGGAAAAGAACCCAGCCAUCAGAGCUUUCUGGGUCUUGGAAAGUGUUUGAGGUGAGUGCUACUCCAGUAUUUGGAGAGGAGACUUUAACUGAGGACAGCAAUAGUGCCCCAUACGUCUACCUUUGUACAGAAACCUUGAAAAAGAGAAGCUUGCCUGAAAAUCCUGUUUACUUUGGGGAGGAGGAGAUGGUAGACAUGCAGGAUGUGACUGUCCUUUGGCUGCCAGGUGGCGUCACAGGAUAUGUUGAUGUGGACAAGGAUGGCAUACUAUGCAUUGGAGUUGGGUGGUACUCGGACGAGGGAAUCAACCUUGUUAUGGAAAGAGAUUAUGGAUUAGAUGGGAAGCUGAGGGAAGUCCGGUGGAAAUCUGAGGUAAAGAGAAGGUGGUCCGAUCCACAGCUUGUGUAAAUUUUCAGUUGUUAAUAUAAAAGAGUCUUAAUUCGUAAGUACUGACACACACAACUUGUAAAUUGGCUUAAUGCUUGGUCCAUUGGAGCUUUUUGAGAGACGGGGAGAAACUUGUGUUGUGCUACAAGUCCAUGUUAAGAUAAUAAAAAAAACAAGAUAGGCUCGUUUUAUUUUGUACUUCCAAAUUUUUAGCUGUAGAGUUGGUAAUGGUAAGUUUGGGUUUGAUGCUACUGUUGGAUUCUGAUUUGAAGAGCAAUAAGAGAAGCAUAAUAUUCCCGAGUU